Messenger RNA from Elgaria multicarinata webbii, 3747 nucleotides. It is a transcript of the gene AGBL5, whose product is annotated as AGBL carboxypeptidase 5. The transcript is spliced from 18 exons. The record is from RefSeq and is a predicted model, not a curated record. Gene Ontology annotation, molecular function: zinc ion binding; metallocarboxypeptidase activity. The coding region runs from base 145 to 3117 and encodes 990 amino acids. Gene Ontology annotation, biological process: proteolysis; protein deglutamylation. Lineage: Eukaryota; Metazoa; Chordata; Lepidosauria; Squamata; Anguidae.
CUUUUGUCGAGCGUCAACAUGACGGCCUCUUUCCUGAUUAGUUGCAGCAAGUUCAAAGCCUCUCCAUCUAUAUGCGGAGGGAGGCCUCCGAACAACCUGUUGCAGAGAGGAGGAUGAAACCACUUUGCUGCCAGCGAGGUUACGAUGGAGAUACGCUGCGGCGGCCUCUUGUUCAGCUCCAAGUUUGACUCUGGGAAUUUGGCUCACGUGGAGAAGGUGGAACACCAGGAGGGUGAUGGCGACAGCACUGGGAACGGUGGCGGCGGCGGCAGUAGCAGCACCACCACCACCUUGGCUGCCUCAGUGGGGUUUGGCAGCUCCCUCCCUGCUGCGGACUAUGAGUUCAAUGUGUGGACCAAGCCGGACUGUGGAGACACCGAAUAUGAGAAUGGGAACAGGUCCUGGUUUUACUUUAGCGUGAAGGGGGGAGUUCCAGGCAAGCUGGUCAAGAUCCACAUUGUCAACAUGAACAAGCAGACCAAGCUCUACUCGCAGGGGAUGGCUCCCUUGGUCAAGACGGUGCCUGCAAGGCCCCGCUGGGAGCGCGUCCGUGAGCGGCCUGCCUUUGAGAUGGUGGAGGCCCAGUUUGUCCUCUCCUUCGUGCACCGCUUCCUGGACUGCCGAGGUGCCACCACCUACUUCGCCUUCUGCUACCCGUUCUCCUACACCGAGUGCCAGGACAUGCUGGCGCAGCUGGACGCCCACUUCGCCGAGUGCAGGCACCUCUCUCCUAGCAGCACAAUUAGUCGGAGGGCAGGCGCAGACUCUAGAAAGGCGGAGGGGAAGCCGCGCUCCACCACCCACAGAGCGAGAAAGUGCCCUAGAGGAGGACGCGCUAGAGGGAAAAAGGAGGAGGCCCCGCCCAGGGGGACACCCUGCCUGGAUUCCAUCUAUUACCAUCGGGAGCUGCUGUGCUAUUCCCUGGACAGGCUGCGCGUGGACCUGCUCACCGUCACGUCGUGCCACGGCCUGCAGGAGGAGCGGGAGGCCCGCUUGGAGAAGCUCUUCCCCGACAAGAACACGCCCCGGCCACACCGCUUUGUGGGCAAGAGAGUGUUCUUUCUCAGCAGCCGGGUCCACCCUGGAGAAACGCCUUCCAGCUUUGUCUUCAAUGGGUUCCUGGAGUUCAUCCUGCGGGAGGAGGACCCUCGGGCCCAGAUGCUGCGCCGCAUGUUUGUCUUCAAGCUCAUCCCCAUGCUGAACCCGGACGGGGUGGUGCGGGGGCACUAUCGGACAGACGCUCGGGGAGUUAACCUGAACCGCCAGUAUCUGAGCCCCGACGCGGAGCUGCAUCCUGCCGUGUACGGGGCCAAGGCUGUCCUGCUCUACCACCACGUCCGCAGCCGCGUCCAGCCCGGCUCCCCCGACUGGCGGACGUAUGUCCCCCCUCUCAGCGCUGCAGCUGUCAAUCAGCGUCCCGCCCACAACUGCCUGCCUCGGGAGGAGCCCCCCCUUUCCGAGCUGGAGAAAGCCAACAACCUCCGCAACGGCCCCAGCCAUGCCGGCCGGCUCUCCUCUCAGAGCCCUGCGCCCUCGGAGGCCCCGAGAAGCAAGGGCCAGGACGUCUGGAUCCUCGCCGAAGAGACACCGCUGCCCUCUGAGAGCGGGGAGGGCGAAGCGGAGAGCCCCCCUCCGCCCGCCCCGCAGGCCGUCCCCCCGCAGCAGAGCGGCCUGGCGUACUACGUCGAUCUCCAUGGACACGCCUCCAAGCGCGGCUGCUUCAUGUACGGAAACCACAUCCUGGACGAGAACCACCAGGUCGAAAACAUGCUGUUCCCCAAGCUCAUCUCCUUGAACUCGGCCCACUUUGAUUUCACGGGCUGCAACUUCUCCGAGAAGAACAUGUAUGCCAAAGACAAGCGGGACGGGCAGUCCAAGGAGGGCAGUGGGCGCGUGGCCAUCUACAAGGCCUCCGGCAUCAUUCACAGCUACACCCUGGAAUGCAACUACAACACGGGGCGCUCCGUCAAUACUGUCCCAGCAGCCUGCCAUGAUAAUGGGCGGGCAACGCCUCCGCCUCUCCCAGCAUUCCCCUCCAAAUACACCGUGGAUCUGUUUGAGCAGGUCGGAAGGGCCCUGGCCGUCGCAGCGCUGGAUAUGGCUGAAUGCAACCCCUGGCCUCGGAUUGUCCUCUCUGAACACAGUUGCCUUAGUAACCUGCGGGCCUGGAUGCUGAAGCACGUGCGCAGCAUGAGGGCCGUGGCAGGCUGCUCCCGGAGGAAGGGAACCAAGACCCCGCCCAAGGGGGCCAACGGGGUCUUGGCCUCCAGCUCGGAGAACUCCCUCUGCCGGACCAGGAGCUUCAGCAACGGGAGCAGCAGCAGCAGCCAGCAGGCCUCCCCCCAGGCCCAGGCCUCCCCCAGCUUCACCUUCAGCUGCCCCCACCCCACUGCCUCCAUGGGGGGCCUGGGCCAGAACCCUCCGAAAGGCUCCUCCAGGGUGCUGGCGCUUGUGCGAGAGCCUCGGGUCCAGGAGAAGUGGCACCACCAGCACCAGGCCUUGCUCCGAGCAGCGGUGAGCAGCAUCCAGGCGCCGCCCCCUCUCCCCUCCUCCAGGACGGCCUCCCACCUCCAGCUGCCUCCCAGGCUGGCCUCCUGCUCCCUCCCAGCCAGCCUCAACAUGACAGGGCCCGGCUGCUCCAGGCUACUUGUGGCUGCCAAGGCGAACCCGGUAGCAGCUGUCUGCCAUGGACUGCAGGAGGCAGGGAGCCCCCACAAGGAGCUGAAGCCACCGUGUGGCCUAGCAGUGCUGCAGAACCUGUCAAAGCGGCUGAGCAGUGAGAAGCUAUCAGAGAAUCCCAGCCUGGAGCUACUGAUGCCUCGGCCUAGCCGGAUCCCCAUCCGCAGGAGACCAGCAGGACAACCCCAGCGCCUGCUCAGGCUUCACAGCUGCAGCAAUAACUCCUCCCUCAAGGCGUGGAAAUACACCACCUCAGCCCAGAGCUCCCUGCCAGAGUUCCCACUGGAAGUCCCAGAGCUGACGGUAGCGGGUCAGAGGGAAGAGCCGCUUUUUCUGUGUAACCCUCCCAAAGUUUUGCUGGACGAGCAUCUCCCGGGGCGAGCAGAAUCCCCCCAGCUCACCUACCACAAGAUCCUGUCAUUCUGCUCCGAGGCCUGACUGGCCAGGGGGGCCCCAGCAGCUGUGGCCAACCCGAUCCAGCUUCUUCUCGGGUGCUGCCGCCCCAUCGCACGCCAGGAACCAGCCGACUCCGACUCAGCCCUUGGCGUGGAAGAGACUGGUUGAACCCCGCUGCCUGUUGGCACCAGACGAGCCCCCGACCCAGCCGUCCCCCCUGCCCUUUCAGACCAAAACUGCUCUUCAGGACCCAGUAGCCCAUGGCUCUCGGCCAUCUUCCAAAGUAAAGGGCCGCAUCCAGCUACACGGAACACUGAAGGCCUAAAGGGGGCCUAGAUCCCCUGUGGCCCUUUCCCCUGUGCCUGCAGAUCCGUCUCCCGCUGCUCCGCUUUGUACCAAGGACCCACCGGCUGCCUUCCCGGAGGCCAAGGGGACGACUGCCCAGGACCCUUCAGGGACCCCCACCCCACCCGGGGGACCUCUCCUUUGCAGCAGGCAUCGCCACCAGCGGCCCUGGAAGGCUCUGGCUGGAGUGUCUUGGGGAAGUGAUUCGCAGCCAGGCAAAGGCGCCCCGAGGACACUUCCGCAGCUGUACAUAGUUGGUUACCGGUUGGAAACUAUUUUUGAAACGAGGUUUUCUUGUAACAGGUUUCUAAUUAAUAAAUUUGGUUU